Impatiens glandulifera is the source of this 933-nucleotide messenger RNA. RefSeq names its product putative nuclease HARBI1. The record is from RefSeq and is a predicted model, not a curated record. The transcript has 4 exons. The coding region runs from base 1 to 933 and encodes 310 amino acids. Lineage: Eukaryota; Viridiplantae; Streptophyta; Magnoliopsida; Ericales; Balsaminaceae.
AUGGCUAGAUUGACAAUAGAGUGUGAUGCGGCAUGCAUUAGUGAACUUCGAAUGGAUAGGGCAACCUUUAUAGUAUUGUGUGAUAUGGUAAGAGAUAUUGGAGAAACUGUGAGUCGACAAUUCCAUUCAGUUCUUCAUGCAAUUUUGAAAUUACAUCCAAUUUUAUUGAAGAAGCCAGAACCUAUCUCUCAGGAUUAUCGCGAUGAGAGAUGGAAAUGUUUUCAGGGUUGUUUAGGAGCAUUAGAUGGAACGUUAAUUAAAGUUACACCACCUAAUGAGAAUAAAUCUCAGUAUCGCACGAGAAAAGGUUGUAUUUCAACAAACGUAUUAGGCGUGUGUUGCCCAAAAAUGCAAUUUAUAUAUGUAUUACCUGGGUGGGAGGGUUCAGCACAUGAUGGUCGCGUACUUCGCGAUGCAAUUUCAAGACCUAAUGGUUUAAGAGUCCCUGUAGGUUGUUAUUACUUGACUGACUCUGGAUAUUGCAAUGCAAAAGGAUUUCUUGUUCCCUAUCGAGGACAACGAUAUCAUCUGAAAGAAUUUGAUGGACAUCGACCAGAGACCCCAGAGGAAUACUUCAACAUGAAGCAUUCCAAAGCUAGAAAUGUUAUAGAAAGAUGUUUUGGGUUGUUAAAAGGAAGAUGGAAGAUUCUUGCAUCCCCUUCAUUCUUUACCAUUCAAAUCCAAGUUCGUAUCAUAAUGGCAUGUUGUCUUUUGCAUAACUUGAUUCGCAAAUAUAUGAGUGUCGAUCCACAAGAGUCAAUUAUUGAAGAAGAAGAAGAAGAGAACAAUGAUGAGGAAAGUGAUGAUGACGAAGAAGUAGAACAUAUUACACAAAUUAAUCCAAGUAAUGAGUGGCUAGAAUUUAGAAAUAAUAUGGCUACUAAUAUGUAUAACAUGUGGUCCACUAGAUCCAAUGAGAAUAAUGUUGAUUAG